Molecule: messenger RNA, 609 nt
Organism: Dichomitus squalens LYAD-421 SS1
Lineage: Eukaryota; Fungi; Basidiomycota; Agaricomycetes; Polyporales; Polyporaceae
Exons: 3
Coding region: 1-609 (202 amino acids)
Source: RefSeq, a predicted model, not a curated record
AUGUUUGCUCCCCUUGCUGUCCUUGUCCUCGCGGCCACCUCCGCCUUUGCACUCCCCCGCUCGCUCCCCCGUGCUGAUGACCCCUGCGCCAAAUUUGGUGGCGCGGCCUUCGGCAACGCCGGUCCCUUCACCAUGGUCACACUAGACUUGUCCAACCGGACCAAUCUGCUGGUCCUCGGUCCAGCCGUUGGGGCUGGCUCUAGCGACCCAAGCCGCCGCUCGCUCGUGACCGUUGAGACCUUCCCGACCGCCGACACCCCGACAUACAAGCUCGUCAACGGCGGCCUCUUCGCAAUGACCAACAACGUCACGGUCGGCGCGGCGGGGCUCGCCCCGGCUUCCGGUGCUCCCGUCUACUUCGAGGUGGGGUCCACGGGCGCAGCCCAGGUGUACUGCGGGGUGGUGGGCACGUCCCCCGCAGGACACGACCCUGCGAAUCCGGCUCUCGUGGUUCCUGGUGGCUCGAACAGCUUUGCAAUCUGCAAUGCGACGAGCUCGGCGUCCAAGUCACCUCUCCAGGUCCUCAUCUUCGACGCGGAGAACAAUGCGAACCAAGGGUACGACUUCAGCACCUGCAACCCGGUCACCGUUCAGCUCGUUGGUGCAUAA